Messenger RNA from Rhagoletis zephyria (snowberry fruit fly), 2105 nucleotides. RefSeq lists its product as uncharacterized. The record is from RefSeq and is a predicted model, not a curated record. NCBI's taxonomy places the organism in Eukaryota, Metazoa, Arthropoda, Insecta, Diptera, Tephritidae. Gene Ontology annotation, cellular component: extracellular matrix. Gene Ontology annotation, molecular function: cell adhesion molecule binding. Gene Ontology annotation, biological process: cell adhesion; extracellular matrix organization.
GUAUUCGCAGUGAACAAGCAAUGUAAUGCUAACAAGCGCGCAUAAUUUCAAAUGAGCAUCUACAACGCCUGCGUAAUAAUGUACAAAAUUGUAGUGACAUAACAAAAACAUAUCUGGAGAAAUCAACAACCGAAGGAAAAAGUUCUUUCUUUAAUACUGAGAUACAAAAAAUAAAACAAGUAUACGCACAUACAUAUGAAAUAAGGCAACAUACAUCUAUAUUACAACGCGAGUGAGUAAAAAAGUCGCACAACAUGGGACAAAAACGCCUUAAGCGACCAUCGUCGCUAUACCUUACGUUGGCGCUACUUUGUGCCUCAACUUUUGCUAAUGCUUCUGCCGAUGCAGCUGGCGCUGAAGCAAGCACACAACUGGAUCCAUCGUUAAAAAAUAUUAAAUAUAUAGAGAACAAAGUUAUACCAGAUGUUAAGUCAUUAGCUAACGAGGCUAGGGGAGAUGGCGUCAAUGCGGAAAAGUGGCAGCAGGUUCAGCGUUUUAUGGAGGACGGUAUGCCUGUACUAGAAUUGUAUGGGUACAAACCGAAAAGAGAUGCUCCAUUUACAAUGAUUGUACCGAAAAUCGAUGUGCGCACAAUUGAUAAGCCGCGACUGAAGGAAUUCAUGUUGGAGCACUUGAUACCAGGAAUAGUAUUUGAUAAUUUUGCUGAUGAUGACAACUAUGGCAAUGGGAAUGGUCAUAAAAUGCAUCUUCACAAAAUGGAAAAAUCGCAAAACAAUUUGUGGCUACUCAAUGGUUAUCUCAUUUUGUACAAACUGCGCUUGAAUGAAAACGUGAUAGCAAUCGCGAUUGAUGGCUACCUCGGUGACCGAAAAUCGCCCUACUCGAAGCGCAACAUACAAGAGUCGAAUAGCCGAUACAAUGAACCACAACGCUUAGAGAUGCGCAACGCAACAUCUAUGCAUACUAAAAUCGAGCCUAUACUAAAAGAGUCUAAGUCUAGUCCACUCAUGUCUUUCCUGAAUAGCAUGAAAAGCGGCACCAAAGUUUUUCAACAUUUCCUGUCUAAAAGCAAUCUAACCCAUAUAAUGGACGAUGGCUCAUACACGGUACUCAUACCGUCCGACAAUGCCUUUCAACGUUGGCAUCCCAUCGACUGGGGCUUCUACCCGUUUAGUGUGCAAGAAUUCACUGAAAGUGUGUUGCGUAACCACUUCUUGCCCACACAACGCCCACUGCGUAUGGCCGAAGUGAAGAACAUCGACCAGUUGGUGAUACGAACAAUGGGCGGAGAGAGUGUGGUCUUCCGCGGACAUCCCAGUCCAAGUGUUAACAAUGUAUCUAUUAUGUCAGACUACACGCUGAUAAAUGGCAAUCAAGUCUUCUUGAUCUCCGAGGUUUUAUUUGUGUCUGAAGCAGUGGUUUCCAAACUACAUCAGAUGCAUAAGGAUAAAGAAACGCCGCCGCUUCUAGCUUUUCCUUGGUUUGGAGCUCAAUUUUUGUCCCACUCAUUUUUGGCAUUAGAACGCGAUCCAAGAUUUUCGCAAAUAACAAGGUACUUGAACAACGCCGAAAUAGCUCCGCAUAUAUCAGGCGCCAAUUACACGUUCUUUGUGCCAGAAGAUAAAGCAUUUGAACGACUUGGUUUCGAUAGGCUCUCCGAUGAUGUCAUGGCUUCACCCCGCGGCAUUAAAAUGUUACUCAAUCAUUUCGUACGGGGACGUCUGUACGAUCGUGACCUUCGGGACAACGAAGUUUUUGAGACUAUCGGUGGAGGUCAUAUUAAAAUCACCCGCAAUCCGGGAAGCAAUGCUACCAGUGUUAACAAUGCCAAGAUUACCGAAAGCGAAGUAUUCGUCUAUAACUUAGGAACAAUGUUCUAUAUUGACGAUAUACUUUAUGCACAUUUGCUACGAGAAUAUGUUUAUAAGCCGACAAAAAUCAGAUCCGAUCCCAAUGGUAGUGCCGUCGACGGUGGGCGUAAGUCUGUUAAGAAAAGCAAUAAAGUAGAUUUAAUAAGAUUAUUUUUUAUGUCUUACUCAGAACGGAAUGGCGACUACAUUAUUGGUGAUCAGGAUGAUGAAUUCGAAGACGAGAUCAUCACGCCGAAGGCACUACCCGUCCAGAUUUAUGAACUUCCACAAUAG